AAUCUUAUAACAAAUGAAGCUAAUAGCGUUACAGUUUCAGCUUCUGCAGUCUUCAGCUGAAGCUUUCUAGUACCGUUUCUAUGUACAUCUUUGCAGAAGGAAUCAAUCAUUUGGUGUCUUUGGCAACGGAUGUGUCAAAAGCUCAAACUGAAUUUCAAAUUUUAUAACGUCUCCUCUGUACAAUUUACUUUGGGAAACGCUCUUGACAGUCAAAAUACAAUAAACACGAACAUGAGCCAACAAAUAUCACCACUUCCCAAUAUAUCUACAGACUAUAAGCCGAAAAGUCCAGUCAAAUGUAUCCACGAGCAACAGGAUAUUGACGUUUUCCUUAAAACAAAGGCAUUUGAUCGGAUUAUGACGUUUGUCUUAUUGCUCAAUGAAACUGCAAUGAAGAAAAAGAUCUCGGAGCCUUGCCACAUUUCAGCUCAAACACAACAAAUAUUGGAUAUGCUGGAAACUUUGGAUUCCUGGAUCGAUGAGUUUCCACCUUUGGAUAAUCCACAACGAUUUGGGAAUAAAGCGUUUCGAUCUUGGGCACACAAACUAUCAGAGUCAUCCAAAGAAUUGUUGAAGACAAUUUUGCCAGCAAAACUUCAUAUUGCUAUACCUGAAUUGUCAGAGUAUCUUAACGAAGGUUUUGGAAACGAGACAAGAAUCGACUAUGGAUCAGGACAUGAAUUGAGUUUUGUAGCAUGGUUAUGUGGUAUUGCCUUAGUCGGAGGAUUUACUCCAGAAGAUUAUCAAGCCAUUGUUUUCAGAAUAUUUGUUAGAUAUUUGGAAUUAGUACGUAGACUUCAGAAAACUUAUAAAUUAGAACCAGCAGGAAGUCAUGGUGUUUGGGGCUUAGAUGAUCACCAGUUUUUACCUUAUUUAUGGGGUAGUGCACAGUUGAUAGAUCAUCCGCAACUGUCACCAAGAUCUAUAUUGCAGCAAAAAACAGUCUAUGACGUGGCAGAUGAGUAUAUGUAUUUUGGAUGUAUAAAAUACAUCUUGGAAGUGAAAAGAGGACCCUUCUUUGAGCAUUCGCCCAUGUUGACCGAUAUUUCGUCUGUACCCUACUGGAGCAAAGUAAAUUCUGGAAUGAUCAAGAUGUUUAUUGCAGAGGUUCUGAAGAAAGUACCUGUAGUCCAACACUUCAAGUUUGGAGAGCUAUUUCCAUUUGCUUGAACAGCAGGUGUCCAAAUUGUUGAAACCGUCAAAUAAAAAUAAGAAUCCCAGCGGGGAACAGAACAUGAUUUGGCAUUUUUUCUCCAGUUUUUUUAAACUUUUUUAUUCUUUUUUUUUUUUUUUGUAUUUUCUUCCUUUGUAUAAGAAA
Mycotypha africana is the source of this 1318-nucleotide messenger RNA. RefSeq lists its product as uncharacterized. The transcript is spliced from 5 exons. Bases 130 to 1170 code for a protein of 346 amino acids. Lineage: Eukaryota; Fungi; Mucoromycota; Mucoromycetes; Mucorales; Mycotyphaceae. Gene Ontology annotation, molecular function: protein tyrosine phosphatase activator activity; peptidyl-prolyl cis-trans isomerase activity. Gene Ontology annotation, cellular component: cytoplasm; protein phosphatase type 2A complex; nucleus. The record is from RefSeq and is a predicted model, not a curated record. Gene Ontology annotation, biological process: mitotic spindle organization.